Contarinia nasturtii (swede midge) is the source of this 365-nucleotide messenger RNA. RefSeq names its product ankyrin repeat domain-containing protein 49-like. The transcript is spliced from 4 exons. The annotation marks the transcript as partial. The record is from RefSeq and is a predicted model, not a curated record. Lineage: Eukaryota; Metazoa; Arthropoda; Insecta; Diptera; Cecidomyiidae. Gene Ontology annotation, molecular function: protein binding.
UGUUGAAUUGAAAGCUGCACGUUACGAUACUGGCUUGGAUCGACAGCUCAUGAGUGCCGUGAGAAGAGGUAAUGUGAAUAAAGUCAAAUAUCUACUCGCACAUGGAGCCAAUGUGGAUAUUGAAGAUGAAGACAAACUUACACCUCUUCUACGGGCUACUAUGGCUGAUCAUACAGCUGUGAUCAAAACCCUCAUCGAUGGGGGAGCCAAUGCUAAUUCGACAUCUGCAAAUAAAAAUACACCGCUUCAUUAUACCGCUGAGUGCGGUAACACAGAAGCGAUCAAGUACCUAGUCGACCAUGGAGCCAACGUAAAUGCUGAAGACGAUGACAAACGUACACCUCUUCAUCGUUCUGCACAAAAUG